Molecule: messenger RNA, 975 nt
Organism: Aspergillus lentulus
Lineage: Eukaryota; Fungi; Ascomycota; Eurotiomycetes; Eurotiales; Aspergillaceae
Source: RefSeq, a predicted model, not a curated record
AUGCCUUCCAAAAGUUUGAAUCUGACAUGGGUGCGAGCGCUACGCAAAUCGGAGUGUCCCCAAUCUCAAGCGCAUACACUCAACCUGUCCGUAAUUUCGCCCCGAAGUCAUCGACGAUCCUUAUACAUAUUUGGGCCUAUCGCAUCGCAACCUGUAUCUCCAGGCCUUGUGUCCUUGCGCUCUCCGGCCCAUCCGAACCGCAAUGCCCGUUUGGUCCAGCAGACUCCGGGUUUAGUUCCACACUGGCGGGCUUCUUCACGAUUAUCCAGGGCUAUAAUGCCUCGUCCUGGAACGGCUGCCGAAACAUAUGUCGCAUACGGCAUGACACAGAAAUUAUUCGAGGUCUGUUCCAGUCAAGCCGACUACAGCAUUCCUCAAUUAUCCCAGAAAGGGGCUCAAGUUCCCAAAACUGAAGCUGGGGAGGAUCUUGGUGUUGGAGAGGGGUGGUGGUACGAAGAUUUGGGAUUGGUUCCAACCUUCUCGACUUGGUCGCAGGUUACGUUUCUGCACAUGUACCUUCUCACCGUCCGACUGCGCGCUUUGCCGUCAUAUGAAAGCCUGCAAACGUACUCCCGCCACUUGAUAGACCACUUCUCACAUAAUGCGGAGCAUCGCAUGGAUGUUCUACAUGGUCUGACAAGUCGCGCCAUCCGGAACAAGUUUCUCAAAGACCUUUUUAUUCAGUGGCGAGGCGUCCUUGCUGCAUACGACGAAGGCCUGGUGAAAGGUGACGCUGUGCUAGGAGCUGCUGUGUGGAGAAAUCUCUGGAAAGCAAGCCACACCGGGCCGCAUGGUGAAGAGAUGGAUUGGACUAAGGUAGCACGGGUUGUUGCAUAUAUGCGCCGCGUUAUAUCGGAGCUUUCCCAAAUUAACGAGGCCGAUCUAAUUCUACAUAUCGGCCCCAGGCCCGGUGGAAAGCCCGGCAUUUUUGGUUAUUCGGAAUCGGAUAAGCAGUUGGUCGAUGGAAAGCGAUGA